CGGAUGGGCAGCCCUCGAGACACAAACUCUACAAUUUGUCAAGAACGUGCUGCGGUCUUUGUUGUUAAUCAUAAUAAUCUCGUUGUGAAAUUCCAAAAUCUUAUUUGUAUAUAGUUAUCGCAAUAGAAAAUGUCACACUUCACGUGCCUAAAUUGCGAUGCUCGCUUUGCGAAUGCGAAGAUUCAACAGGAACACUACAAAACCGAUUGGCAUCGCUACAAUCUAAAGAGGCGCGUGGCGCAGUUGCCGUCGGUGUCGGCCGAGGAGUUCCAGCAGCGCGUGCUGAGCGCCCGUCGUGCCACAGAGGACGCCAUCGAGGAGCAACAGAUGAGCGUUUACUGUACGGCAUGUCGCAAGCAAUUUGGCAACCAAAAGGCACACGACAAUCAUCUCAACAGUAAGAAGCAUAAAGAAGCCCUCGCACGCUUCGAGCAGCUGCAGCAAACUGAAGAUGAAGCACAGACCCCACCAGCUAUAUGCGUCAAGAGCAUAAUUGAGCCACGCCCACAUCCAGCCAUGGUGGCAGCUGCCUCCGGCAAGGGACGUCUGGCAUUUGCCGAACGGGCAAUGCAAGCGGAUGCCGAUGAGGAGGUUGACGACGAUGAGUUUGAGGAUGUGGAGGAGGAAGUGGUUGAUUCGGAUGAAUGGGAGAAGAUUGCUGAAAAUCCGCUGACUGAACGUGAUUGUCUAUUUUGCGCACAUCAAAGCGAUGAUUUGGUGGAAAACCUAAAACACAUGUCCGUAGCACAUUCGUUCUUUAUUCCCGAUGCCGAAUACUGCGCAGACAUUGAGGGCCUCAUCUAUUAUCUGGGCGAGAAGGUGGCCAAUUAUUUCAUCUGCCUGUGGUGCAAUGAUCGCGGCAAGACAUUCUAUUCCCUGGACGCUGUGCGAAAGCAUAUGCUCGACAAGGGACACUGUCAAAUGCUGCACGAAGGCGUUGCCCUGGCCGAAUAUGCCGAAUACUACGACUAUAGUUCCAGUUAUCCAGAUAACAAAGAUGGCAUGGACAUUGACGAAGAGGUCGUGCCUGAGCUGCUCGAUGGUGAUGAGUAUCAGCUGGUGUUGCCCUCGGGCGCUGUGAUUGGCCAUCGCUCGCUGCUCCGUUACUAUAAACAACGUCUGCAUCCCGGACGCGCUCUCGUGCUCAAGAAAUCCGAUCGUAAGCUGCAUCGUGUGCUGAGCGAAUAUCGUGCUCUCGGCUGGACACAGACGCAACAACAGUUGGCGGCACGAAAGGCGCGCGAUAUUCAUUUAAUGAAGCGAGUGCAGAACAAAUGGCAAAUGCAGCUGGGCACCAAGGCCAACAAGUUGCAGAAACAUUAUCGCGCUCAGGUUCUCAUCUAAGCACCAAGAACAACAGCAACAACAAAUAAACAAACUUGUAAACA
Drosophila innubila is the source of this 1388-nucleotide messenger RNA. RefSeq names its product zinc finger protein 622. Gene Ontology annotation, cellular component: preribosome, large subunit precursor. Gene Ontology annotation, molecular function: zinc ion binding; nucleic acid binding. Gene Ontology annotation, biological process: ribosomal large subunit biogenesis. The transcript is spliced from 3 exons. The coding region runs from base 130 to 1344 and encodes 404 amino acids. The record is from RefSeq and is a predicted model, not a curated record. Lineage: Eukaryota; Metazoa; Arthropoda; Insecta; Diptera; Drosophilidae.